Messenger RNA from Vigna unguiculata (cowpea), 1093 nucleotides. Its product is annotated as Hypoxia-responsive family protein. Gene Ontology annotation, biological process: mitochondrial respiratory chain complex IV assembly. The record is from RefSeq and is a predicted model, not a curated record. Lineage: Eukaryota; Viridiplantae; Streptophyta; Magnoliopsida; Fabales; Fabaceae. Gene Ontology annotation, cellular component: respiratory chain complex.
GAACCAGAAAGGUUGGUAUCGCGAAUACAGUGGGCGAAGACAAUACCAGAUUGCACCACAGACACACGAGCGUCAGAAAGUACUUUCAACGCGCUUUUCUGGCCGUUCGAAUUCGCAGUCUCACGUUUGAAAAUUACGAGUUUUAGUUUAUAUUCGCUUCUUAUUUCUUUUUCUUUUUUUUUAAUUUUUUUUCUCUCACCAAAUUUUGAGUAUCCUAUAUAAGGUAGAACCUUUGGGCGUACCCUUUCAUUCCUUUCGUUCCGUUCUGAAAUUUCAUUCCCCUGACCUUUCGUACCCUUUCAUCCCUCUUUCUCUCUCACGCGACAAUGUCGGAAGCUAAGAGUCAAGUCGAAUCCUUGAGGAAAUGGGUCGUCGAGCACAAGCUUCGAGCUGUUGGGUGUCUGUGGCUCAGCGGUAUCACGGGGUCAAUUGCGUACAACUGGUCUCGACCCAACAUGAAACCCAGUGUGAAGAUCAUUCACGCAAGGUUGCACGCACAGGCACUUACACUGGGAGCAUUAGUCGGUGCUGCGCUGGUAGAAUAUUAUGAUGUUAAGAAAGGAACAAAGACUUUCUAAAGAACUUGGGGAGAUAUUAACGCAACCAGAGUAACCUCAGACUCCUAGUACUAGUACUACUCAUAUCUUAAUCAUUAUUGCAAAAUUUGCAAUUGGACUUAUACUUCAUUCUUUCUCAAAAUAACAUACUACUUUAAAUUGAAAUGUUAAACAUGCUUGCGGCAGAGUGAAUGUAUUUUCUUCCUUGUAGAAUGGAUUGCUUAUAGUGCUAGUAUCUUCACACAUUUGCUAGCAAUUUUUGUCAGUUCACAGUAAUCCUAUAUUUAUAGGAUUAGAGCACUUGGCUGCAGAAAGAAAGAUGGAACAUAUUAGUGUUGUAAACUUCGACAUUCGGCAAUAUUAUUUUUAGUAUUAUUAUUAUUAAGCUAUGAUAUUAUUUUUUAUUUUAUUUUAUCAUUAUUACCUUAUUAACACUGGUUCAACUACUUAUUCAAGAUUAGAUAGAGACAUGGGAUAAAUUUGCCCGUAUUGUUUGAAUUUUUCCUUUAAUGUGGAAUAUCCCAAUGGAUUAGAUA